CCAGGCGACACCGCAGGAGGUUCUCUGCUCAGAGGUUUCACUGCAGCGCCAGCCAGCAGGGACCAGGGCUCUCUGCCGGUCUGGAGAAACCUUUUGAGCUGGGCCCAGAUGUGACUGCAGGGUGAUCAAAAGGUGACAGCUCCCACCAGACACAAGUCACUCAGCUGAGUAGGACCAAGAAACAGGUUUGUGGUGAGUGAGCAGCAGACACCAACCUGAGAGGCCCACACCUGUGAAGACUCUUCUGGUCAGAGGACAACGGAUACCCUUCCUCCUGGGCACCCCCAUCCCACACGUCUGACCCGCUGCUGAACCUACCCAGCUGCCUGAGGCUGAGAAGACUGAACUGAAGGGCGGAUGGCUUCAACCGGCCUUGAACUCCUGGGCAUGACUCUGGCCGUGCUGGGCUGGCUGGGGACCCUGGUAUCCUGUGCCCUGCCCCUGUGGAAGGUGACUGCUUUUAUCGGCAACAGCAUUGUGGUGGCCCAGGUGGUGUGGGAAGGGCUGUGGAUGUCCUGUGUGGUGCAGAGCACGGGCCAGAUGCAGUGCAAGGUGUACGACUCCCUGCUGGCGCUGCCCCAGGACCUGCAGGCUGCCCGAGCCCUCUGCGUCGUAGCCCUCCUGCUGGCCCUGCUGGGCCUACUGGUGGCCAUCACAGGCGCCCAGUGUACCACAUGUGUGGAGGAUGAGGGCGCCAAGGCCCGCAUUGUGCUCACCGCAGGGGUCCUCCUUCUCCUCUCAGGCAUCCUGGUGCUCAUCCCCGUCUGCUGGACAGCCCACGGCAUCAUCCAGGACUUCUACAACCCACUGGUGGCUGAGGCCCUCAAGCGGGAGCUGGGGGCCUCUCUCUACCUGGGCUGGGCAGCAGCUGCACUACUCAUGCUGGGUGGGGGGCUCCUCUGCUGCACAUGCCCCCCACCCCAGAUUGAGCGCCCCCGUGGUCCGAGGCUGGGCUAUUCCAUCCCCUCCCGCUCUGGUGCAUCUGGGCUGGACAAGAGGGACUAUGUAUGAAGCAGGGGACUUCUCAGGAGCAUCUGAGCUUUGGCUUCUACUUUUGUCUUCUACCGCUGCCCACUCCCCAGGAAAGCCAUUCUUAUAAAGCUCAGAUAACUUGGCUCCAGGAUCAGUCUCAGCCAGCCUAGCUGAACCAACCCUCAGUGGUCCCCACCUCAUAGAACCAGGGCCAAAGCCCCCUCCUUCCCUCUAUAAUUAUUCUCUUCUGCUGUCCAGGACAUGAGCCUUCCCCUUCCCCAAGGAACCUGGGGUCCACCCAAAGGGUAGCAGCUCCUUGCCUCCAAAAUAAGGAGCCAAACCUGUCCUGGAGCUCAUCCAUUCUGGCCCAGCCAAUACUUGUAUCUAAGAAACCUGGGGCCAGGCCCUUUGGGAGUAGUCAGCCCACAUUCCCUACCUUCUGUGAUCAGAAUAAAAAGAGAACGUGUAAUUGGG
This is a messenger RNA of Chinchilla lanigera (long-tailed chinchilla), 1446 nucleotides long. RefSeq names its product claudin 9 (gene Cldn9). NCBI's taxonomy places the organism in Eukaryota, Metazoa, Chordata, Mammalia, Rodentia, Chinchillidae. Bases 358 to 1011 code for a protein of 217 amino acids. The transcript has a single exon. Gene Ontology annotation, biological process: cell adhesion; bicellular tight junction assembly. The record is from RefSeq and is a predicted model, not a curated record. Gene Ontology annotation, cellular component: bicellular tight junction; plasma membrane. Gene Ontology annotation, molecular function: structural molecule activity.